This is a messenger RNA of Paramormyrops kingsleyae, 3031 nucleotides long. It is a transcript of the gene ttc14, whose product is annotated as tetratricopeptide repeat domain 14. Gene Ontology annotation, molecular function: nucleic acid binding; protein binding. The record is from RefSeq and is a predicted model, not a curated record. Lineage: Eukaryota; Metazoa; Chordata; Actinopteri; Osteoglossiformes; Mormyridae.
GUUAUGUACCAGCAUUAUUAAACAAUUUUAAAUGCAGUAAUUUUAAUCAGUCACCAGCGAAUAAAUGAAGGCGACCGUCGUGCAGUUUCAUAGGGUGUGUUCUAUUAGUAGUUUCGGAAUUAUUCAUUUAAAAACCCGCGUCUAUGUAAUAAUACUUCGCUUGCAAGCUACUGGAUGACUGAUAGAUUUUCAUUGCGCCGUAGCUCGCAACAGGACACUUUCUCUGUUAUGAGACUGACCAAACUUUUAAAGGCUGACGAUGGAUCGGGAUCUGCUGCGGCAGUCGCUGUCGUAUCAUGGUCAAAGCCUUUUUUCCCUUAUGAAAUGUGAACAAAAUGAAAAUCCCGAUUUCAAAUCAAUUGUGGCAGAUUUGUCCAAGGCCCCAAACCCAAGGAAAGAAAAAAAGACUUGUAGCAAUGCAGUUGAACAGUUUAUCUCAAGGAAGGCAGACCUCCUGUUUGCACCUUCCUGGAAGUCAUGUGAACCGCCUGAGCAGGAGUGGCAGGAGGAGACCGAUGAGCCCUAUGCUAUCAUGCCCCCGCUGGAGCAGUUCAUGGGUAUCGAUUUUGAGGAGAGGAGGGACUUGUUCUACAGAGACGUUGAACGUGGUGAUGCCGUGAUUGGCCGGAUCAACGCCAUACGGGAUUUCGGUUUCUUCAUCACUUUGUUAUGUCUGGCUGGAGGGCUGGAGAGGGACAUUGAGGAUCUGGAGCUGACGGCCCUGUGCCCCAUACGAGAUGUGCCGUCUAACGGGAAUCACGAUGACCCGCUCUCCUACUACCAAGUGAGAGACCUGAUUCGAGCCGGGGUGAAGGACAUCGACCGCUACCACGGGAAGCUGACCGUUUCCCUGCAGCCAUCCUCUCUCUCUCAGAGCCUGGCGAAACUGAAACUGGGGGUCAUCAGCAGAGAGGACCUGCCGCUACAUUACUGUCGUGGGUUAAAGGUAGCCAACAGUGCAUCCGAGAUCUAUGAGAAGGUUUUGGGGGACUCGCUGGGCUUCUCCAAUCCUACCAGUGUGGAGUUCCUCUUGGGAAAACUGGGAAUUAGUGAAACCCAACCCCCUUCAUUAAUGAGGGGCCUGCAAUGCAAGCAUUUCUCCGAGGAGGAUUAUGGGACAUCUAUCCGGAAGAAGCAGUCUGCAUCUUGGGCAUUAAAAUGUGUGAAGAUCGGGGUCGACCACUUCAAGGCAGGCCGGCAUGUAGAAGCUAUGAAUGAAUACAACAAGGCCUUGGAGAUAGACGUGGAUAAUGUGGAAGCUCUGGUGGCGCGAGGUGCCCUGUAUGCAACAAAGGGUAGUUUGGUGAAGGCGAUGGAUGACUUUGAGCUGGCGCUGAAAAGCUGCCCAACCCACCGAAAUGCAAAAAAGUACCUGUGCCAGACCCUGGUCGAACGAGGUGGCCAGCUGGAGGAGGAGGAGAAGUUCGUGACAGCAGAGGGCCUCUACAGGAAGGCAUUGGCAUUGGAUGAGACCUUCAAGGAGGCAGAGGAAGCCCUGAAGAAACUUCAGGUGCACAUCCAGAAAUCCCUGAAAGUGAGAGAAGAGGAAGCUGCGAAAGAACAGGAAAAGUCAAAAAAUGUGGAGACAAGUGCAGAAAAAUUGCGUAAGAUCUUAAAAGAAGAAAAAAGAAUGAAAAAAAGGAAGAGGCGAUCAUCCUCAUCCUCAACGUCCUCAUCUUCCACCUCGUCGUCUACAUCCAGUGACUCGUCUUCCAGCCGCAGGAAGUCCAAAAAGAAGAAGAAGCGCAAGCGCAGGCACUCCCAACACAGCCACAAGAAACGCCAACGGAGGGUGUCGUCCUGCGACCAGAGCGUUGAUAGUAAGGACGAAUGGUACCCGGCCCCGGCCAAUACGUCCGCCUCUUUCAUGAACCAAAAGCAGGAGAUGGUUAAGUUGCUAGAUGAUCAGGAUUGGCAGGCAGGCCACAGUAGGUCUCAUGUCAAGAGCAGAAGGUCGCAAGCUUCUGUGUCGUCAUCUUCUGAGGUUUUGGAUGACAGCAGAGGUAGGUUUGAAGAUGACCCCUUUGAUGGCACCCCACAGAAGGAGGAAGGUAGCAGAGAGAAAGAGGGGUGGGCUUUGGGUUCAUCCAGCAGGGAGCUAAAGCCUUUAGAAAGGAAGCUGAGUUGUGGGGGGAGAGAAGUGUCCAGAGCUCAGAGGAACCUUGAGGAGACCUAUGGGGGUCGUCAAGAAGUUCACGACAGCCCAGAGAGAAGCAGAAACCGAACGGCUGCCAGCCCCGAGCAUGCUCACAGGCCCGAGAGCCGGGCUGAUAGUCGCCCUGCGCAAGGCUGCAGCAUCAGACGAUGGGAUGGUGUGAAGUGUGAUGAUCUCAACAGAGAUGUCAGGGACAGGAGAAAGUCUGAUGAGUCUCAAGGCAAGACUGCGGGUGACAGAUCGCAAAAUGGCAAGGGAUCUGCAGAAGGGCAUGUGAAGAAAGAUCUGCCUGCAAACUUGCUGGACAUUUUCAGCCAGAUUGCUCAGUUUGAGAAAGAAAAAUGCAACAAGAUGAAAAAGUGAGAGGUUUCCUAAGCCCUUCUACGUUUAGGAAGUUCAUCUUUUGUUUACAUUCUGCUUUAUAUCUGCUGCAGUUCUCUGCCACUGCUCUCAGAUUUGCCCUAAUUAAGUUUGUCAGUGGUGUGUAAAAGGAAUACCUCUGGUAUUGUCAAAACAAAAAUGCAAACCUCAAGUGUCUUGUAUUAUCCUCCUUCCUUGUGCAGAAUCCUUUGAACGUCAUGAAACCUGCUUGGUCUGUAAUUAAAUAUCGGGGAAAACAUCUUAAUGCAAUUUCAAGCAGAAGCUGUUUCUCCUUCUGUGGAAGCUGUAUCUCUAGUGAAAUCUCAAAUGCUGCCAGAUUCAUCCGGCACUGUCAAGCUAGUGCAGCUUGUGACCCCCCCCCCCCCAACAUGUGCCAAAUGCCACCUUAUUCUCCAGCCAUCCGCUGACAAGUGGCUUAAAUAAUUACUUGCAUAUGAACAGUAUAUUUCCAUGUACCCUUGCAUAGCUCCCAAUAAAAUUCUCAAGCUCUGUUGA